UCGAGAUGGCAGCCGCUCCUCCUGUUGCUCCCCGAAAGAGACUCGUCUCCAUCAAAAGUUACAGCAUCGAAGAUGGAUACCCAGCUAGAAGACGUUCCUUGGUUGGUGAUGCAAAGUUUGAAACUGUUAAAAAUAAAGAAGCUAAACAAACUUGGAUUUUGGAACAAAGGAAGAAAACUGAAGACGAAGAAUUAUCAGAGGAGGAGGUUUUCCUCGUGAGUGAUAUUCCUGACGAACCCUUACCUUCACCUCAGCAAGUGAAUCUUGUUUUGUCUGUUAAAGAUGGCUUCAAUAAUCUGCCAAGGAUUCUCAGAAUUAUGCAGUCAUGCCAAGGUUCUAUUCUCCAUCUGGAAACUAGAACGUCUAAAAAGAAAGAUUUUGAUUUUGACAUCCUGGUUCGACUCAGUGCCACCAAGGAUAGAGUGUUGCAUAUCAUCAAAGCCCUGAAAGUAAAUUCUAUUAUCGAUAUAAAUAUUUUGGUUGAGGAAAAGAUAAGCAUCAAAGAUCCUUGGUUCCCCAGGCAUAUAAGCGACUUAGAUUUCUGCACUCAUCUCAUGACGAAGUAUGAGCCUGACUUAGAUAUGGAUCACCCUGGAUUCGCUGACCAAGUCUACAGAGCAAGAAGGAAAGAAAUUGCAGAUAUUGCAUUUCAUUACAAACAUGGCGAGGCAAUACCCAGAGUAGAGUACAGAGAAGAUGAAAUUCGAACAUGGGGCGUAGUUUACAAAAAUUUAAAGGCUUAUCUUCCAACUCAUGCCUGCAAGCAGUACCUCGAAGUGUUUUCGAUUUUGGAGAAAGAAUGUGGUUAUCGACCUGACAACAUUCCACAGCUGGAAGAUGUAUCCAAAUUUUUGAAAAAACGGACUGGAUUUCAAGUUCGGCCUGCUGCAGGAUUAUUGACAGCUCGAGAUUUUUUGGCAAGUCUUGCAUUUCGUGUUUUUCAGUCGACGCAAUAUGUUAGACAUCCGUCAUCUCCUAAUCAUUCCCCUGAGCCUGAUUGUAUUCACGAGUUGCUUGGACAUAUUCCUAUGCUAGCUGAUCCUACCUUCGCUCAGUUUUCCCAAGAAAUCGGUUUGGCCUCGUUGGGCGCCCCUGACGAAGGCAUUGAAAAAUUUGCCACGCUUUAUUGGUUUACUGUAGAAUUUGGACUUUGCAAACAAAAUGGAGAAAUUAGGGCUUAUGGCGCUGGUUUGUUAUCAUCUUACGGAGAACUUCAGCAUGCUCUUUCCAGUAAACCAGAGCAACGUGUCUUCGACCCUGAGAACGCUGCUGUCCAGCCCUAUCAAGACCAGGAUUAUCAAGAUGUUUAUUACGUGGCUGAAAGCUUUGAUGAUGCAAAGCAAAAGUUCAGGAAUUACGUUGCUCAACAUUUGAAACGGAGUUAUGAAGUACGAUACGAUGCAAUGACCCAAUCAAUUCAGUUGCUGGAUUCUGUUGAAAAACUUGAGUCUUUGUCUGCUAGUCUACUCAAUGAAGUUGCUCGGCUGGCUAGCGCUAUCAAGAAGCUCUCGGAGCAAUAAAAAGAAUUCUUUUGUUCUUGUUUUUAAUGUAGAGCAUUCAAUGUGUUUAGAAAAUAAUAGAUGUCGUAAAUCUAAAUGAUUCCUGUUAUACUGUAAAAGUAGAAGCUUAAUUCCUCUGUGUCACUGUUAAAUUAGGUUUAACUUACAAGGACAUUCUAUUGAAUAAAAAAUUUGAAUUGAAAAUAGACUGAUAAAAAUAAAAUUUAGCUCCAAAGUAUUUUGAAAAUAGGCUAAGAAAGAAAUUUAAUCUUUCACACUGAUGUGAAUUUUCACUCUGAAAUAAGAUAAAAUGAUUAUCUUAUUGUUUCUGGGCUAAUGAAUAUCAUCUUUUCUUGUUUAUUUCAGUGUGAAAUUAUUUUGUGGUUUUUCUUUUUUAUC
Molecule: messenger RNA, 1898 nt
Organism: Argiope bruennichi
Lineage: Eukaryota; Metazoa; Arthropoda; Arachnida; Araneae; Araneidae
Gene: ple
Product: tyrosine 3-monooxygenase-like
Exons: 13
Coding region: 6-1520 (504 amino acids)
Biological process (GO): dopamine biosynthetic process from tyrosine
Cellular component (GO): cytoplasm; perikaryon; axon
Molecular function (GO): iron ion binding; tyrosine 3-monooxygenase activity
Source: RefSeq, a predicted model, not a curated record